ACCGUAAGGGCUAGUCACGUUAAACGACUACAAGUCCCAGCGCCAAGGAAGAACCUGCGCAGUCCCGCGCAUGCGCAGGAGGGGGCUGUCGCCUAUCAAGUUGGUCCAACAGCGGGGUGAUAAAAUGCAUAAGCUGAAGUCAUCACAGAAAGACAAGGUCCGCCAGUUCAUGUCCUUCACCCAAGCCGGGGAGAGGACGGCUGUCUAUUGCCUCACGCAGAAUGACUGGAAACUAGAGGUGGCCACAGACAACUACUUCCAAAACCCGGAUCUCUACUAUAAAGAAUCCAUGAAAACCACAGUGGACCGCAAGAAGCUGGAACAGCUGUACAACAGAUACAAAGACCCUCAGGAUGAGAAUAAAAUUGGUAUUGAUGGGAUCCAGCAGUUCUGUGAUGACCUGACCCUGGACCCGGCCAGCAUGAGUGUUCUAGUGGUGGCCUGGAAGUUUCGGGCAGCUACACAGUGCGAGUUCAGCCGGAAGGAAUUCCUAGAUGGCAUGUCCGAGCUGGGGUGUGACAGCCCAGAGAAACUAAAGGCCAUUUUACCCAGACUAGAACAGGAACUCAAAGACUCUGGAAAGUUCAAGGACUUUUACCAGUUUACCUUCAACUUUGCCAAGAACCCAGGCCAGAAAGGCUUAGAUUUAGAAAUGGCUGUAGCCUAUUGGAACCUGGUGCUGACGGGCCGGUUUAAGUUUCUGGACCUCUGGAACAGGUUUCUGUUGGAACACCACAAACGGUCCAUCCCAAAAGACACAUGGAAUCUCCUUCUAGACUUUGGAAACAUGAUUGCAGAUGAUAUGUCAAAUUAUGAUGAGGAAGGAGCAUGGCCGGUCCUCAUAGACGACUUUGUGGAAUUUGCUCGGCCGAUCGUCACAGCGAGCAAGCGCAAAAACGUAUAAUCACCACCUACCUCUUGGAGAGGGAAGUGGCACCUUAUCUCUCUGUUCAGACUUUUUUUGAUAGUAAAAAAGAUUUAAAACAAACAAAAAAUGCAAGAGACUUUUAAGUUCUAAGUCUGUGCUACCAAACUUGGGUUGAACAAUGUAGAGCUGACCAGGCCUUAUCAGGAAUGAGUGAGAUUGUUUGGAGCACAUCACCACCAGAGGGCGACAGUGAACCAGCCCCCAAUGGCAUCAAGCUGGAGGAGCCCCUAUCAUCCAUCUUGAGUUGCCCUAGCCUCAAGGUCACUGUGGUUAUGGACGUCAUGACCUUGCCCUGCACUGUCCACCAAACUGCGGUUCAGGGGUGACACUUGUGGUACGUAAGAAUCAAUAGCAUGUCAAGUCCCAAGGCUGGAGCCCAUAAAGGGGUGUAAUAUAGGAUAAUAGAUUGUGCAUGUUAUUUGUGAUUGAUGCACAGUGUUGAGCUGUGCAAAGUAAAAGAAAGAAAAACUAAAGAUCACUUUUCAUUGAGCAAUGUCAUGUACAGCCCCCACUGUGUCAUUGCGCAUUGUUACAAAUUUGCAAGAAGCGUAAACUUCCAGGUCUGUUGUCCAGCGGUGUAAAGCCUACUUUCUUAUAUUUGAAAUGUGUAAAGACAAGAUCCAGUUUCGUAAACAAGUCAGAAAAACAACAUGCAGCAAUGCUCAGAACACCAGCAGAAGUAAGAUUGCUACAGUUGUAAAAUACUGUAUCUAAUAGAGAUAUGUACAGACAUAUUGCUACAAAUGCGUAUGAGCAUAAAUACAUGAUGUUUAUUAAUGUGAUGAGAAAGUAUUUGGAAUAAUCUAUCUUGAAAGCUUGGAUGUCCUCAAUGUGCUUUUCCACGUUUAAACAUGUAUCAUUGGUUUUAUCU
Colossoma macropomum (tambaqui) is the source of this 1799-nucleotide messenger RNA. RefSeq names its product DCN1, defective in cullin neddylation 1, domain containing 2b (gene dcun1d2b). Gene Ontology annotation, molecular function: ubiquitin-like protein binding; ubiquitin conjugating enzyme binding; cullin family protein binding. Lineage: Eukaryota; Metazoa; Chordata; Actinopteri; Characiformes; Serrasalmidae. The record is from RefSeq and is a predicted model, not a curated record. The coding region runs from base 71 to 904 and encodes 277 amino acids. Gene Ontology annotation, cellular component: ubiquitin ligase complex. Gene Ontology annotation, biological process: protein neddylation; positive regulation of ubiquitin-protein transferase activity. The transcript has 7 exons.